This is a messenger RNA of Caenorhabditis remanei, 480 nucleotides long. RefSeq lists its product as uncharacterized. The transcript is spliced from 4 exons. Bases 1 to 480 code for a protein of 159 amino acids. Lineage: Eukaryota; Metazoa; Nematoda; Chromadorea; Rhabditida; Rhabditidae. The record is from RefSeq and is a predicted model, not a curated record.
AUGCCUCUCCCCCUCUCUUAUCCCGGCCUUAAAUGUGUACUUAAAAAUUUGGAGACAGUUAAGCGAGCCCAUAUUAUUGGACGUUCUCCAUGUCUUCAAAAGAUAGAUAAAUUGAUUCCACGUUGUCUCGAGAAUCUUCAUAUUGGAAAAUGGAAGCUAGUUAUCAACAAAUUAUGGAUUACAUGUAAUGAAGAUGAAAUAGAGAAUAAGAAAGCUACAGGAACUACUCUUGUGAUUGCAGCAGAUGGCAAAGGUUUUAUCAAAAAGAUGUUACGAAAGUUUGGAAAAGCGUUUGGAGAAUACAGAAGUGCUUUGGAUGAUGUUAAUGAGAGAUUUAUUCCCGGAUUGCCUAAGUUCUCCAUCCCAAUUAACAACGAGUCUAGAAUCCAAGUGUACGCAAUCGAGGAUCCAGAACUCUUUAAAGAUGAUUUUCCUUAUAACAUAAUUGUGAAAUCAAUAUCAGAAAUCUCUAGAAUAUAA